Sesamum indicum (sesame) is the source of this 4045-nucleotide messenger RNA. It is a transcript of the gene ECB2, whose product is annotated as Tetratricopeptide repeat (TPR)-like superfamily protein. The record is from RefSeq and is a predicted model, not a curated record. Gene Ontology annotation, molecular function: protein binding; RNA binding; zinc ion binding. Gene Ontology annotation, cellular component: intracellular membrane-bounded organelle. NCBI's taxonomy places the organism in Eukaryota, Viridiplantae, Streptophyta, Magnoliopsida, Lamiales, Pedaliaceae. Gene Ontology annotation, biological process: RNA modification.
UAAAACUAGCCCGCUCAACCAACCAGUUUCCCUGGAGAAACACUUCUCCAUAAAACUCAUCAUAAAACCAUCCCGCUCAACCAACCACUGACUUCUUCAAAAACUUCCAUCCCUUGCUCUGCAACUUCAAAGCCCAAAACCAUGGCUUCUCAUUUCCUUUCUUAAUCAGCUUCACUAUCUUAUGUGAAGUAAUCAAUCUGCGCGCUAUCGGGGAAACGCUCUCACUCCGCCUUAUCCUGAAGGAAUCAAUCUGCAGUAAUCUUCGCUAUUUUGCUUACUUUUAUGUUUCAGCCAAAAGUUAAUGAGCAAUUAAACCUCAACUAAAACCCUUGCUCCAUUCUUGCCAUGCUUCAGCUAAAAUGGCUGUCUCAACGAAAACCCCACCAAUUUCUCUCAAUUCCGACCGCCCAACCCCCAAUUUUUCAAAACUCCCCAAUCUCAAAACUCAGAAUUUUGUUCAAGUCAUAUCCAAUAACAACCAAUUUUCCCUCAGAAAAAGCCACCAGAAGUCUCUUCUGAACUCCAGUUCCUCCUUCACAACCGACCCCAACUCGUAUUUAAAUCAGCUAUGCAUUCAAAAUGAGUUAAAUCAAGCUAUAAGUUUCCUGACUUCUGUCGGGAAAGGGCCUCAAAGUGAUAUAGAGGAGGAAACAUUUGUUUCUUUAGUAAGGUUGUGCGAAUUCAAGAGGGCGUCUAAUGAAGGGUCGCUAGUUUACUCUUUGGUGUCGAAUUUGAUAAGCCAGAUGAGUUUAAGGCUAGGAAAUGCGCUCUUGAGCAUGUUUGUGAGGUUGGGGAAUCUGAGUGAUGCGUGGUACGUGUUUGGGAAAAUGGAGGAAAGAGAUGUGUUUUCUUGGAAUGUUUUGAUUGGUGGGUAUGCAAAGAACGGGUUUCUCGAUGAGGCACUUGAGUUGUAUGGGAGAAUGUUGUGGCUUGGUGGGUUUGGUGUUAGGCCUGAUGUGUAUACUUUUCCUUGUGUGUUGAGAGCUUGCGGUGGGUUGAGCAACUGGGAAUGGGGUACGGAGAUUCAUGCUCAUGUGUUAAGGUUUGGGUUUGAGGCUGAUAUUGAUGUUGUAAAUGCUUUGAUCACUAUGUAUGUCAAGUGUGGUGAUCUGCGGAGUGCUAGGAUGUUAUUUGACGGAAUGUGUAGGAGGGAUAAGAUCUCAUGGAAUGCGAUGAUUGCUGGGUAUUUUGAAAAUGGAGAGUAUUUGGAAGGGUUGCGGUUGUUCUUUUCCAUGAGGGAGUGUUGUUUUGAUCCGGAUUUGAUGACCAUGACUAGUGUGAUUUCAGCAUGUGAGGCCUUUGGUAAUGAGAGACUUGGAAGGGCAGUUCAUGGGUACGUUGCGAAGAUGGAAUAUGGGGCUGAUGAGUCAGUGAGUAACUCAUUGAUUCAGAUGUAUUCAAGUAUUGGAAGGUGGGGUGAAGCAGAAAAAGUUUUUGUAAGAAUUGAGUCUAAAGAUGUGGUGUCUUGGACAUCGAUGAUUUCAGGUUAUUGCAACAAUGGGUUGGCUCAAAAAGCUGUCGAAACCUAUAAGGUGAUGGAGCUAGAAGGUGUUAUGCCAGAUGAGAUCACUAUUGCCAGUGUUUUAUCUGCGUGUGCUUCUCUUGGUUUUCUAGAUCUAGGCAUGAAACUUCAUGAGUUGGCCAAAAGGACAGGACUUAUAGGGCAUCUUAUGGUUGCUAACGCUCUCAUUGACUUCUAUUCCAAGUGUAAAUGCAUUGAUAAGGCUUUAGAAGUCUUUCACCAGAUUCCUGAUAAAAAUGUAGUAUCUUGGACAUCAAUUAUUCUUGGGCUUCGGAUUAAUAACAGAAGCUUUGAAGCAUUGAUUUAUUUUAGGCAAAUGAUGAUCAUUCUAAACCCAAACGACGUUACCUUGGUCUCUGUACUUUCGGCAUGUGCCAGGAUAGGGGCAUUGAUGUGUGGAAAGGAAAUCCAUGCCUAUGUAUUGAGGAGUGGAUUAGUAUUUGAUGGUUUUCUGCCCAAUGCAAUCCUCGACAUGUAUGUGAGGUGUGGGAGGAUGGAGCCUGCUAGGAAUCAGUUUAAGACACAGAAACAAGAUGCUGCUUCUUGGAAUAUUUUGCUGACUGGCCAUGCCCAGAGGGGCCAAGGUGCUCUUGCCAUGGAGUUAUUUAAUAGAAUGAUAAAAUCAGGAGUAAGGCCAGAUGAGAUUACAUUUAUAGCUCUGCUGUGUGCUUGUAGCAGAUCUGGUAUGGUGACCGAAGGAUUGCAGUAUUUUAAAAGCAUGGAAACAGAGUUUUCUGUUGCUCCAAAUCUGAAACAUUAUGCAUGUGUGGUGGAUUUGCUUGGUCGUGCGGGAAAGCUGAAGGAUGCUUAUGAGGUUAUUGAAAAAAUGCCUAUGACGCCAGAUCCAGCUAUAUGGGGAGCCUUGUUGAAUGCAUGUAGGAUUCACAGACAAGUUGAACUUGGUGAGCUUGCUGCACGGCAUAUUUUUGGGAUGGAUAACAGGAGUGUCGGGUAUUAUAUUCUGCUGUGCAAUCUGUAUUCUGACUGCGGUAAGUGGGAUGAAGUUGCUAAAUUGAGGAAGACCAUGGGAGAGAUGGGGCUUACCAUUGAUCCUGGGUGCAGUUGGGUGGAAGUUAAAGGAAAAGUCCACGCCUUUCUUAGUGGUGACAGUUCCCACCCGCAAAUAACAGAAAUAUCUGCUAUCCUGCAGGGAUUUUAUGAGAAAAUGAAGACAACAGGUCAUAGUGAUCCAGAUAGAAAUUUUAGAAAUGAAGUUGAGGCUUCAAAAGCAGAUGUUUUCUGUGGGCACAGUGAGAGACUGGCUGUUGCAUUUGGGCUCAUAAACACUCCCCCUGGGAUGCCUAUUUGGGUAACAAAAAAUCUCUACAUGUGCGAAAGCUGUCAUAAUACAAUCAAAUUCAUAUCGAAGGUUGUUAGGAGAGAGAUUUCUGUCAGAGACACUGAACAUUUCCACCAUUUCAAGGAUGGGAGCUGCUCUUGCGGAGAUGAGGGUUAUUGGGCCCCAUCUUGACGAAGAGAUAACUUGGCGAAUUCUAUUCAUAUAGAUAUCUUAUUUAUAUAUAAGGCGUGUUAUGUUCCAUGGUGGAAAGAUCUGGAAGAAGUAGCAAACAAUAUCUAUAUCUAUCUAUCUAUAUAUCUUUAAAAGAAUGAAUAGGGAUUUUGGUUUCUUUCUUUUUUCAAUUUGCCUAAUUUACCCCUUCACUUGCCCUAUUAUAUUUAAAAAAAAUUAUGAACAAGUGCCUAUUUGCCUACAUAUUUUUUGACUUCCCUUCUCCCUGACUUCCAAAACUUCUCUUGCCUUGUGAUUCUUUGUUUUCUCGCCAUUCAUUCAUUCUCUGCUAAUUCAGAGAUACUCGGUCAGAUUUCUUCUUUUCCUUGCUGAUGAUUUUCUGUGUUCAAUGAAGUCCUCAACAUGACUUCGUAUGGCACAAGUCCACGAAUUAUCUGAAGACUAUGAAAAGGUUAUACGGAGAGAAGUUGUCGUGCAGAUAAAACAAAUGCAGGUUCGGAAUAAAGCAGUCGCUGCGCAGGCCCUCGACUUCUUGAGGCUUGGUGUUUAUGGUAUAGAUGAGAUAUGGGGCCUACUCUCAUUAGGAAGUCGAGUAAGAUCUGUUGGAUCAACCAGUGCUAAUGAGUAAUGAGCUACGUAGCUGUUCUCACUGGAGGAGAUUGUAAGACUUCGAUGUUUGUUCACAUUAGCCCAAAUGUGGCCGACUUAGGAGAAACCUUUUGUUCCUUGAAUUUCGCAAGUCAGUCGGUGUCCGAGGUGUAGAACAUGGGCCUGCUCAGAGACAAACAGAUCACACGGAGCUGUUAAAAUACAAGCAGCUUGCAGAAAAAGCGAAACAAGAUGAGGAGGAAACCAAAAAGUUGCAGGAAAGUUUGCAGUCUUUGCAAUUAAGGCUAGCUUUUAGAGAACACAUUUGCAAAAAUCUUCAAGAAAAGGUAGGAAUACAAGUGAAACAUCUGAAAAGUUUUCACUGGAAAUAAACUGGUGAAGUAUAGAUUAGUUCAACAAUAUGUAUAAAGUCCUCUCAAACUAUGAAAAUCUAUUUGAUCAUU